AUGAAACCACUAUCGCUGGAUGUUAUUUCAAGAUACCUUACUAAAAAUGUUAUAGCGGAAGUUUUUAAAUUGAAGACAGACAGCGAUGAAGACAUAGAAAAUAUUGAAUUAACAAAAGCAGCACCAAAUGGCGAAGGUCUCCUCAGUGCAGUCUACAGGAUCAAAGUUACAGGCAAGAGAUAUUCCACAUCCUUUAUCGGGAAGGGUUUCGUUGACAAUGAACGCAUCAAAAACUCUUUAAACUGUGCCGAACUAUUCAGAAGAGAGGCAUUGUUUUACUCUGAUGUGCUACCUAUACUAGUCGAUUUGCAGCAAUCGUUAGGUGCGAGCGAAUGCAUUCAGAACAGCGUGCCUAUUUGUUAUGGUUGUUAUCUGGACGGCGUUAAUGAUUAUAUCGUUCUAGAAGAUCUUGGCGAAAGUCGCUGUAAAUCUUUAACGAAACACCCUACAAAGUGCGAACGGGAUUCAGUUCUAGAGACACUAGCACAUUUGCACGCAGUAUCGAUGACUUUGCGAAUCAAGAAGCCCGAUGAAUUCAAAAGGAUUGCCGAUUUAAUUCCAGAAGCGUACUAUACUGAAAAAAAUCGUGAUUGGUAUUCGAAAUUUCAACACAAAGCUGUAAUGAUAGAUCAAGCGAUUUUAAUUGAACACGAAGAUCCAUCGUCUGUUUACUAUAAAAAAUAUAACGAGCUGCUCGGUCAAGACGUGUACGGGUGCUUGAUCGAAAUGACGACGACUCGUGGAGAUUUCACUGUGAUCAAUCACGGAGACUCUUGGACUCCGAAUUUUCUUCGUUCUAAAGGCAGAACUGUUGCGAUUGAUUUUCAGAUGAUACGAUGCGCUUCGCCAGUUACGGAUCUAAUGCUUUUCUUGUUUAUGUGCACAAACGUUUGCUCAAAUGUCGAACAGUUUGAGGAAGCUCUCGACCAUUAUUAUAAUUUUUUAGAUUAUUUUUUGAAAGACAUGGGCAUGGACGUCGCAAUUGUCUUCCCAAGAGACGCUUUCGAAAACGAACUCAAAAUAUACGGAAAGUUCGGAUUUCUUACAUGCCUGACGUCAAUUCCGCUCUUAGCAAACGAGGGGACCAGUGCGUUACAAUUGACAGAAGAUUUUCCAGAACAUAGUCGAAUACCAUUAGAAAAACUAUGGGACAUUUCACCUAUCAAAAACGAGCAGUAUCAGAUGAGAUUUGUGAACGCUUUAAGACUAGCUGUAGAUGCGAAUCUUAUUUGA
Messenger RNA from Bombyx mandarina (wild silkworm), 1233 nucleotides. RefSeq lists its product as uncharacterized. The record is from RefSeq and is a predicted model, not a curated record. NCBI's taxonomy places the organism in Eukaryota, Metazoa, Arthropoda, Insecta, Lepidoptera, Bombycidae.